CAAGCGUCGUCUCAAAAUAGCCAGAAGCGAUAUCUGUUACUAGCAGUGACAUCUCGCAAGGUGUGGACGUCGGCUAUAUUAAACAGGCGCGAGCAGUGUCCCCGAACAAGUGCUUGUCACUGUAUCCCUGCCUGCAAGUACAGGGAUGACAUCCUGGAUGUUGGCCUUGUUAGGCCUAACUUUAUGCUUGACUCGAGUCGCAUUUGCGGAACGCAAUUUCACCGUCGACUACAAGAACAACACGUUCCUGAAGGAUGGCAAACCGUUCCGUUACGUUUCCGGAUCGGUGCACUACUUCCGAGUGCCGAAGCCAUACUGGAAGGAUCGUCUGCACAAGUUGCGUAUGGCAGGUCUGAACGCUGUUCAGACUUACGUAGAGUGGAGCGGUCACGAGCCUGAACCUGGGAAGUAUAAUUUUCAAGGAGACUACGAUCUGAAAACAUUCCUGAAGACCGCGCAGGAUGUGGGUCUACUGGUGAUCUUGCGUCCGGGGCCGUAUAUCUGCGCAGAGAGGGACAAUGGAGGUUUGCCGUAUUGGCUUCUUCGGCAAAACCCCAACAUGCGCUACAGAACCUCAGACAAGACCUACUUAGCCGCCGUCGACAAGUGGUUGUCCGUCUUGCUGCCCAUCGUCAAACCCUUCCUAUACAACAACGGAGGUCCCAUCAUCACCGUCCAGGUUGAGAACGAGUACGGCCAGUACGGCGCCUGCGACCACGCGUACAUGCAACAUCUUGUGGACACCUUCAGGUCUAACCUCGGAGAGAACGUAACGCUAUUUCGCACUGACGCCCCGAGCGAGGUCGCCUACAAGUGCGACGCCGUCAACCACACUCUAGUCACUGCAGACUUCGGACCAGGUGUCGACGUGAACAAGACCCUUCAGCUUGUGCGCGACGCCCAAGGUCCGGGUCCGCUCGUAGUCACGGAAUAUUACCCUGGGUGGCUGGACAGCUGGGGUGAACCUCCCUUCCACGCGAACGACACCGCAGUUCUAGACACAUUUGAAGAAAUACUAGAGCACAAUGCUUCUGUGAACUUCUACAUGUUCCACGGCGGGACCAACUUUGGGUUUACCAGCGGUAGCGACCCUCCACCGCAGACAACGAGUUAUGACUACGGUGCUCCCUUAUCUGAAGCCGGAGAUCCGACGGAGCUGUACUUCAAGAUUCGGAAUAUAACCGGAAAAUAUCUUCCUCUACCCGAGGGACGGUUACCUAGACCAUCGCGCAAGUUGAGGCUGGGAAAGGUUCACAUGACCUGCGGACCUUCUCUGGACGACGUUAUGUCCUACUUCAGAAGGAAGGGGGCAUUGAAGAGAGCAACGUCCGAGUAUCCCAUUACCUUCGAGGAACUGGGCCAAGACGGAGGAUACGUCAUUUACACAACAACUGUGGGCUUUCAGCCCAACAGCCCGGCACUUCUGUCGGUUCCUGGUAUCAAGAAUCGGGGUUAUGUGUACACGAAGUUCACGAAAGCUGUCUUGAGUUCUGAUCAACUCAUCAUCAGCGUGCCGGUCGUUGUGGAAAAGGGCGAGACACUGAAGAUUAUCGUCGAGAAUACUGGGAGAAUCAACGUUGGGGUUUUGAAUCACGACCGCAAGGGUAUCCUGGGCAAUGUAACUCUUGACGGCAAGGUGCUCACCAACUGGACCAUGGAAGCGGUACCCAUCCCGCGGAACGGAGAGAGCACCGAACUGUUUGACAUGCUCGAGGAAGUCGAUCCGCGUAACGAAGGUGACUGCGCACCACCGCGGGUGUACUUUGGGAAAUUCAGGCUUAGACGGCACGAGAGACCUUUGGACACGUUCCUGGACCCGACUGGAUGGACGAAGGGAGUUGCCUUCCUAAACGGAUUCAAUCUGGGACGCUACUGGCCAGUUGUUGGACCACAAGUGACACUUUACGUUCCUGGGGCUUUGAUUCGUCAGCGGAGGAGGCGCAACUCGGUCGUCCUUCUGGAAAUGGAGGGUGCAAACCCUUCGUGUUGGAAGACUGUGAAGUUCGUCAGUGAACCUAAUAUCGACGGGCCCACACCUGACGAGUAACUGAUCGUAGAGAAAAUAAAGCGUGCUGUUCUGAGAGGAAAUAAGUCAAAGAUUAGGAUGAAAUAAAAGGACAGUAUGUGACGCUGA
Molecule: messenger RNA, 2134 nt
Organism: Ornithodoros turicata
Lineage: Eukaryota; Metazoa; Arthropoda; Arachnida; Ixodida; Argasidae
Product: beta-galactosidase-like
Exons: 3
Coding region: 146-2047 (633 amino acids)
Biological process (GO): carbohydrate metabolic process
Cellular component (GO): vacuole
Molecular function (GO): beta-galactosidase activity
Source: RefSeq, a predicted model, not a curated record